AUGCACACGUUGUUCGGCGACCAAAACGCGUACUACCGGACGGGCAUGUACCCGGGCACGUCCAACCCGGCCGCUUAUCCGGGCGCGUACGAGCAGUACGCCCGGUAUGGAUACAACCCGGCGGCCGGUUACCAGGCGUCACACCACCAUCACCACCAUCAUGUGGUGUCGGCAGCCGCGGCCGCGGCCAAAGACAUGGUCAAGCCACCGUACUCGUACAUUGCCCUGAUAGCAAUGGCUAUACAGAACGCGUCGGAUAAACGGUGCACGCUCAACGGUAUCUACCAGUUCAUCAUGGAGCGGUUCCCGUACUACCGGGAGAACAAGCAGGGCUGGCAGAACUCGAUCCGACACAACUUGAGCCUGAACGAGUGUUUCGUCAAGCAGCCGCGCGACGACAAGAAACCGGGCAAGGGCAGCUAUUGGACGCUGGACCCGGACUCGUACAACAUGUUCGACAACGGGUCGUACCUGCGUCGCCGGAGACGGUUUAAGAAGAAGGACGCGCUCAAGGAGAAGGAAGAUGCCAUCAAGCGGCAGCAGGAGCUCAUGCUGAAGAAGGUUACCGAGGAACAGUGCAAGCUGCUAUUGCACGGUGGCGGUGGUGCCGUCAAGGAACUGAUGCAAGUCGACUGCAACAAACAGCCGAAAAAAGAGCCAGGUGUACCGCCGUCGUCCACGCCACACCAGUCAGCCGGCGGUGACCCGGCCGCGCCACCGACGUCCGGUGGCCAAACGUCGUCAUCGGCACCACCGCCGCCGCCUCCCGCAUACCAUCAGCACCACCAUCACCUACAGUACGACAACGAUCACCAGGACGAUUCGCCGUCGGCCGCCACGGGAAACCACCUGCACCAUCACCAUCACAGGUACAUGACCACUCCGGCAGCAGCGGCUGCCGCUGCUGCUGCCGCGGCCGCUACCGGCGACCAUCACCAUAACCAUGGAGACGAAUUUGCCUCGCACCAUCACCAGUACGUGGCCGCAGCGGCGGCGGCUGCAGCGGGCCAUCACCGGGCACCCGGCUGGUACAGCGCCGACCCAUCCGACUUUUUCGACGCCGUUGUGCCCAACCCGGUGGCCGCGGCCACAGCAGCCAGUUGUGGAUUCCGCAACUCGCAGCAUUCCACCCCUGGCACCCACACACAGCUACACAAUUACUAUCAACUGCAGCAGCAACAACAGCAGCAACAACAACAACAGCAACAACAGCCGCACGACGGAAAUUCAUCCGUCAAGUUUUCGUCACAACUAUAA
Messenger RNA from Macrosiphum euphorbiae (potato aphid), 1257 nucleotides. The record is from the annotation of a GenBank genome assembly. NCBI's taxonomy places the organism in Eukaryota, Metazoa, Arthropoda, Insecta, Hemiptera, Aphididae.